AAGAGCCUGAUGCUGAGCAUCUGCCUCUCCCAUGGACCGCAGCACCACUGCCAGCUGCUGCAGCUCCCUAAACGCCCCUUUGGAGAUAGACACACAGCUUUCCCUGCCUCCAGGAUGUCUUGGGAUGCCACAAGUAGGAGGGAAGGGAAGAUUCCCCAGAAUAAUAGUAGUCACACCCAAAGCACUCUGAUUGCAGAGGGGCCAGCCUGGAUCUGAAGGUAGUAAAAUGUAGUGCGCUCAUGUCACAGGGACAGGGAAACGUUACAUCUUACCGCAACAACGUCCGUAUCCCAGUAUGUGUUAACUCCUCGUAUGACCCUCUGUACAUGUGAGGACACACUGUGACUUGCCCAUAUUUCAUUAAAAGCUAAAGAACUGAUCAACCUGACACACUCUACACUAGCAAACAUGAUGUGACACCAAAAGAUUGUACCUCUCUCUAACCUAGAGUGCAGCUUACGCAGCAUGUAAUAGUACUGCAUAUGUUGUAUUAUGAUGUAACGAACUGUUCUGUUGCAUCAAACGUGCAAGGGGCACAGAUCAGCAUGGGGGCCUUAGCUGAGAUUUUUCUAAUGUUUAUCUAUGUCUGGAGUCUUCUGUUUGUCAGGCUACACUAGGCUGCAAACAUUUCUGGCUGGCAUCUCCUUUGUGCCCACCUCGGCUGCGAUUGCUCUGAAAGGGCCCAUUGUCCCUUUCCUGGGCCUGUCCAGCGAGCAGCUAUUUUCAAUGGACGGUUAUUCACGGUCCAGUCCUGAAUGAAUGUUCUCUUUGUGGAGCCGCCUGCGGCAGAUGUGAAAGGGGCUUGUGUUUUCGGUGCAGCCGUUCCCCACUUGAUGGGCCAUGAUAAAUUGACUUAAAAAUUGAAACAAUCCAAGCAAGUGGCAGAGGAGAAGCCGGUACUGUCCCUAUAAAAAUAGGGGAACGUGCUGUCUGUUGGACCUAGCUAGCAGGACAAGUUUGUUUUCUCACUGCCGUUCGGGGAGUGGUGUAACCUGCAGCCAAAGGAUGCUGCCAAGAUGCCCGAGAGCGCCUGGAAGCUGCUGUUCUACACACUGUCCUGGUCAUACGGCACCUACCUGCUCUUCUUCACCGAGUACCCCUUCUUCCACGACCCGCCCUCCGUCUUCUACGGUUGGGAGAAGGGUAUGGAUGUACCCACCGACAUUGGCAUCGCCUACUUGCUGCAGGGCAGCUUCUACGGGCACUCCAUCUAUGCCACCGUGUACAUGGACGCCUGGCGCAGGGACUCCAUCGUCAUGCUCAUCCACCACGUGGUGACACUGACGCUCAUCGUCUUCUCCUACGCGUUCAGGUUCCACAACGUGGGGAUUCUCGUGCUCUUCCUGCACGACAUCAGCGACGUGCAGCUGGAGUUCACCAAGCUCAACGUCUACUUCAAACACCGGGGCGGGAUCUAUCACCGGCUCAACGACGUCAUCGCCGACCUUGGCUGCCUCACCUUCAGCAUCAGCUGGUUCUGGUUCCGCCUCUACUGGUUCCCCCUCAAAGUGCUCUAUGCCACCUGCCACAGCAGCCUGCAGUCUGUGCCCAACAUCCCCUUCUACUUCUUCUUCAACGCCCUGCUCUUCGCCCUCACCCUCAUGAACCUCUACUGGUUCCUGUACAUCGUCCUGUUUGUGGCCAAGGUGCUGACGGGGCAGAUGCAGGAGGUGAACGACGUGCGUGAAUACGACGUGGAGGAGAGCAAGAAAACCACAGGGCCCCGGAAAGCGGGCGAACUCCAGCUCCCCAAGUCCUGGAAAGAAGGGAACCACCUGAAGAACGGGCUGAUAAAAGACAAACGGUUAUAAUGGAACCGCUGGGCAGCCUCUGGGGACUGACCUGGGGCCCUCCAUGAACCCAGUGAAGGAGAGAGCCCUGCGGAGAAGGAGUGCAAGACCCCAACCCCCCCACCCCCAAAACCCUGCCUGGAGCUGGGGAGCAGCUGGCAGCCGACAGAAACAGUCCACUCGGCUCGGCUCAGCUCUGGCUUCACUUGAUCCUGAUGUGGCUUCUGGAGCCUGUUUGCGCUGGGCACCCUGCAGGCUGUUGGAUGGGUUGGCUGAGAUGGGGGGGAGGGUUUCCUAGCAGGGUCCAGGUCAGACAUGGAACUUGCUUUCGGUUACCUGGGAUCCCCCGUGCCAACCCCACCCCUUCGCCAUCCUCCCUCUGUCAUUUCCCCAGACCUGGCAAGUUGUGGGAUCCCAGGCGGCGCUUGUCUCUGGAGCACUGACUGACGCCGUGGCGCUGGGGAGGGGCUCGAAGCAGGGAGGCAAACGCCCCUGCCCCUUCGGCACCAGUGUCCCAAGCGUGGGGGCCCAGAGCCAGCUCUGCGGUAACGUGCAAACAGGGAAUGGUGACAUACCACUAGGCAGAAGAGUUGUGCUGCUAUGUGCCCUGCUGGCCAGUAGGGGUCAGUGUACUACAGGGAGCUGCUGUACGUGCAUCCAGGGGUUACCUGCCUGGAACCCCCUGGGCCAGCACCUAGAGGAUUCUCCCCGCAGCCUCCUGAGGCUGAGCCUCGGGCCUGCCCUCCUGCCCCCAGUCCCUUAGGAGGCCAGUGCCUGGAUCAGCGCGAGAGGGGACAGCGGCUCCCUCUAGGGCUCCUGCCUUGAUGACUCCACUGGCCUGAGAAACCGGCUCUGGCUUAAAGGACUCACUGAAGUCCGGAGUGACUCGGGUUGAGUUCUGAGCUUUGCAUUUCCUGCAGGCUGGGCUGGGCUGGGCUGCAGCUGUUUCCGCUCAGUGGGGAAGAAACCCUGUGGACGUUUGCACCCAUCCCACCCCCGGAGCUGGACUCACCCCACUGCAAUACUACUGCAGUGUCGGCUGCCGCCUGCUCCUCUCCAAGGGCCCUAACGCCAAGCCAGGGGGACAACAGGCCACUGAAGGGAAUUGCAGCCGGCCUGCAGAGGGUUAAGCCAAACGGGCAGGGGGUGAGGGGCUGGUUGUUGUUUCUGGUCCUUGCUUAGAUGCAGACCCCAGAUAGUGCUGCAUAUGCCACAAAGAGCCUCCCUGGAAAACAUCAGCGACUGGGCGGUAACAUGAAAACAUGAGCCAGGUUGUUAGAAAUCCCCCAGUUCUGGCUGGUCCCCCGAAGUAGCGAGGACAGGAAAUUAAACAUCCCACCCACUGGCUGCUUUUGUUCCCUGACUUUCAAACGGGGUUUUGUGUGGGGGUCAGUGGGGAAACAAAUCCUACAGGAUCCUGCUCUCAUAAUGUGUGGUGUAAAUCAGCCGUGACUCCACAGAGGUCAGGGGACGGUGGCUAACGUGCAGGCGUGUGGUACAUUUGGUAACUUGGCGUUUAAUGGUGGCUUGUGCUUUAAAACCAGCUGGCUGCUCUCGUGCCAGGGAGCCGCUGCAGCUGUGCUAGCAGCGAGGGGAGGCAGGGUUGAAUACUGACGAGUGGCUGGGGCAGGCCCGGGCAGCGUGAGGCGAGUGCUGCAGGGUUCUCCGGCAGGUUUCCUAGGGAUUCGUGUCCUGCUCUGGACAGACGCGUUGAAGAGUCAGGACAGAGGCAGCUGCAGCAGGACCACUUGGGUGCUGGUUAACUGGCCUGAAGCCCUUCGGGAUCGACAGGCCAAGCCACCCUGGCCCGGUGCUGUGUGUUGUCAGUAACACCUGUGCAAAAGUGGCUGCUGGCUCAGAACGCUCCCUUUCUGCCGCCCGCGUGCCCACUGCGCAGGGGUGAGUGACACCCGAGGGACCGGGCAGGGCAAGGCCAGGAUGGGGUGUUGAGUCUGCAGC
Molecule: messenger RNA, 3749 nt
Organism: Mauremys mutica (yellowpond turtle)
Lineage: Eukaryota; Metazoa; Chordata; Testudines; Geoemydidae
Gene: CERS1
Product: ceramide synthase 1
Exons: 7
Coding region: 1017-1811 (264 amino acids)
Biological process (GO): ceramide biosynthetic process
Cellular component (GO): membrane
Molecular function (GO): sphingosine N-acyltransferase activity
Source: RefSeq, a predicted model, not a curated record